CGACUUCUUUCUUUUCCAGAAAUCUCUAUUGAAGCAACAUAGAUAACCACAGUUGAAACCGACCUCAUGUUUUUCUGGAAGUCUCUAUCAAAAUCCAGUCUUAUAACCAACCGACCUCAGAGAUAAAAAUCAAAAACAGUGGUGCAAGAUAUUUUCUUUGCAAUUUUCGAUUUAUAAUUCCUUCUGCUAUAUAUAAAGAAGGAAAGUGAUCCAUCCUUCUCAGGAAGCCUCUAUCGAAAUCGAGCUCCAUAAUCAACCGACCUCGGCGAGGGAAUCGAAAUCUAGAACAGUAAGAAUUGGGUAAACCUCUAUGAGUAUUUAUAUUAAACUAUUAAUCAUACACUGAAAUUGAUCUGUUUGUAUUUGCAGUCUCUAUCAAAGUUGAGCCAAAGAAGAAUAUAAAAGAAGACACGCCUCUUUGAAUCUAAAAAGGUACAGAGUAGAUGUAUGUAUAACUAGCUGGAUCUGUUAAUUAAGUGUUAAUAGUUGUUUCUUCCACAUUUUAAUUGGAUUAUAUGUGUAAAUACAGAGAUGGCAGCUAAGAAUGCCAAGAGAGGGAUAAAGAGGUUCUUAGAACAAUCUACAGGUGAUCGAGUUGAUCAAGGAAAAUCUGAAUGUAGUCAUGUCAGAUCAAAGAGAUUGAAAGCAAUGCUUGAUCCAGACAAUGCUGGAGGAUCUAAUGAAUGUCAGAAUGAGAUGCAAUUGAGAGAUAAUGAUGAAAAUGCUGCUCAAGGAGAGUCGGAGCAUUUCAAGGAAACCAAUUCAUGUAAAUUUGUACAAACUGAUACAGUCGAUGCUCACAUGCAUAUGGUCAGGCAUCAUAUCAAAAGAAUAGAGAAGGAUUGAUUGUCCAGUAUGAAGAUUCAGGCGAUAAUAUUCAUGCAUGUAAUCAUUGCAAUGCAUGUUUUUGG
Rosa chinensis is the source of this 911-nucleotide messenger RNA. RefSeq lists its product as uncharacterized. The record is from RefSeq and is a predicted model, not a curated record. The transcript is spliced from 5 exons. The coding region runs from base 532 to 846 and encodes 104 amino acids. Lineage: Eukaryota; Viridiplantae; Streptophyta; Magnoliopsida; Rosales; Rosaceae.